Arvicola amphibius (Eurasian water vole) is the source of this 8081-nucleotide messenger RNA. RefSeq names its product diacylglycerol kinase zeta (gene Dgkz). Gene Ontology annotation, molecular function: protein binding; ATP-dependent diacylglycerol kinase activity. The coding region runs from base 4078 to 7533 and encodes 1151 amino acids. Gene Ontology annotation, cellular component: nucleus. The transcript is spliced from 30 exons. Lineage: Eukaryota; Metazoa; Chordata; Mammalia; Rodentia; Cricetidae. Gene Ontology annotation, biological process: regulation of synaptic transmission, glutamatergic; intracellular signal transduction; diacylglycerol metabolic process. The record is from RefSeq and is a predicted model, not a curated record.
AUGUGGUAAAGUCGGCACCCUGACUAACCAGCCUAGGCAAGCCUAGAUAAGCAAGCAGGCUCCCUUCCCAGCUCUCUCCCCCACCCCAAUUCUGGGACUUCCAGAGUACAGGUGCCCUACCCUAGGCCCAGCCUUCAUGGAACAGAGGUCUGUGGGAUCCUUCCCAUGCCGUGACAUAGCCACUGUGGCAGGACCCAGUUGUGUCCUGUGCAGGCUUCUCUGGAGGCACCGUUGCCGAGUGCGGAGGGCACUCCUCAGGAGGAGCAGAUGCCCAGGGGGCCUGGCACAGGGCUUUGUUCCUCAUGUGGGGAUGGUGGCCACGCUGGGUGUUCCUGCUUCCUUUUCUGGGUUCCCCAGGCCCUGGAGUUCCACCGUGGUCCAGGUCUGCCAGGUAGCACGAAGUGCUUUGUGUGCGUCACUGCAGCAGAAUGUCCCUUAUGCUAGCCUUUGAAGUUGGGCGGUGGGACCCCAUCUUGUACAUGGGAAAGGAGAUUUGGAACAGCUGGUUGAUCUGCUGAAGGGCAUGGUAGUAGCCGCUAGGUUCUAAAGUGGCUGCCUGCUUAUUUAUUUAUUUUCAGACAUGUCUCAUGUAACCAGGCUGACAGUAACUUGCCAUGUAGUCCUGUAUGACCUUGCCUCCCAAGAGCUGGGGAUGACAAGGUUGCCCCACCACACCAGAUUUUUCCACAGUGUAGCUGGCAUCAGUUGUGAGAUGAUCUGACCAGGAGGCAUCACCCUGGCCUAGCUGGUGACUGAGGAAGAGCUGGGCUCCAUUAACUCCACAGGGGGCUGCCUUUGCUCUGCUGCAGCUCUGCUCAUCAAGGGCACAUGGCCUGGCACCGCCAUGCCGCUCUCCACUCAUGGCAUCCCCCACUCUCCCACCAGCCCUGUCCUCCUCAGGAUCCUCGGGGUCAGGUGGAGAUUAGUGGAGCCCUCUGAGCCAUUUUUUGUGUUAUCCUCCUUGAGUGUGGCUGGCUGCUCCAGACAAGACCUGGCAGCCUGGGCAGGGCAGGGGGGAUCCAUUUUGCUAUGCUGUUGGUGUGAGAAUCUUCCGGGGCCUCCCCCAAGACCUUUGCAUGUACCAUGUGGUGUGUGGAGGUGACAGGGAAUGAGGUGAGAAGUGGCCAUUCAUAGCUGAACAUUCAUAGACUCGGGCCCAAACAGGGCUUCUUUUAUUUGCUUUGUUUUGUUUUGUUUUUUAAUUAAACUAAUCAGUUGAGAUGGAGUCACACUGUAUAGCCCUGGCUGUCUUGGAACUCUUUGUUGACCAGGGUGGCUCUAGCUUACAGAAGUCCACCUUCCUCUGCUUCUGAAGCACUGGGAUUAAAGGUGUACACCACCACGCUGAGCUCUAUUAUUGUUAGCAUCUCUUUUUAAGACAGUUACGUACUGGAGCCCAGCCUGACGUGGGUUCACUAUGUAGCCUAGGUUGGCUUCAAACUUACAGCUUCCUGUUUCAGCCUCCCAAGUGUUGGGAUAAUAGGCAGGAGCUGCCAGGCCCAGCUGGGCCUCUGGUUAGGUCCUGGAGGAGCCUCUCAAGAGAUAGGAAGUGAGGAGUCAGGCAAUCUCUGGCCAGGAGACCAAAGUUUCUAUAGAGAUGAGAUGAACAGGAAACAUGGGACCCACAGGAGGGGCUGUGGGAACCCAGUGGUGUUUGGGGGUGGUAGUGCCCAGCAGGGGAACUUCUCCUAAGAUGUCAAACAAUCUUAACAGUCUUAAUCAAACAGGGAAACUGAGGUCCAUGGUAUGUGGUCAUUUGCACUGGCUUGGCCUUGUGUUCCACUGGGAGGCUGUAACCCUAGGGCAGCUGAGGAAACAUUUGUUACAGGUGUGUCUUGGAGCACUUAGCAAGAUGUGGGUUCUAAAGUCAUGCGUGUAAACUGCCAUGUGUCCUAACAAGAGCUGCUUCCUUCUUAUCUUGUCAUGCAGGUCUGGGACAGCAGGGAGGGCCCAGCCUUUACCACUGCCCAGAGAGCAUAGCCAUACCUCCCCCACACCAACUGUGGCCUUUUGUUUUCUGGGUGACACUAGCAUCAGGCGGUGUGAUGUGUCCGGGUGACUAAUCUCCUCCAGGCUGGGCAGCUGUCACAGCGGGGCCUGCAGAGCGCUGGGGAAAACUGACACCCUAGUGGAGACCUGGCAGGCAAGGGCCCUGGCGGCAGCAGGCAGUGAGGCCUGCGGCUUCCUCUUCCUGGGACAGAAGGUAGACCCUAACUCAAGUAGGCGUGGUCACAGGACCCAGACUCUGGCAUGCUCUCACCACUGUGAGCCCCUCGUACGGGCGGAAUCAGCGAGAUGGUAAAGGGCUUACCCAAGGCUGUCACAGCAGACGCUGGGCAUGCAGGAUGGGCGCUAAUGUUGUGGGCCCUUUCUCUAGCCCAUCUCACCCCUGUCCCGGGGUCCAAGAGAACCUUGUAUUCUACUCAUCCCUGGGACAGAUCCAGGGUCCACAUCUGCUCUGUACUAUCUGCCUGUGGGCUUUGUGCAUGCUACCCUUUUGUGGCUUAGUUUCCUCAUCAGGGACCGUGUGUGUGUGUGUGUGUGUGUGUGUGUGUGUGUGUGUGCGCGCGCAUGUGUGUACAUAGUGGGCUCAGUCAGUAUUAGCUGGAUGACCCUGUGUUUGGGAGGAAAGCAGCCCUUAGUGUCUGUUCUUGCAUUUCUGGAACUCACCUCCUGUCCAGUCUUAAUGCUGCUUUCCCAGCACAGCCACUUCCUGCUCACUGAUUGCAGGAGCUCUGUCCCUGGGCCCACUUCCUUCGUUACACCCUGUACCGGCCUUGAAGCUACUCGCCCAAGACCCAUGGCAAGGAUGGAUGGAGGAUUGGGGAGAUCAGGUGCUACAUAUAUCAGGAGGGACUGUGUUGACUGUGCUCCCAGACUGUCCUUCCUCUUGCCCAUUAAUGGUUAAGGGUACUUCGCCCCUGCUCUGGGCUUCAGCAGAAACUGUCUGUCACUCGUUCAUGUCUGUGACUUGUUCCAUGCCUGUGUCUUGGGCUUCCAUGGCUGUUGUUUGGAGCUAUCACGCUCAGCUGACUGGGAGCUUCCUGCCAUCCUCAAGUGUAGAAGAGGAAGCUGACCCCAGUGGCCUGGGAAGGAGGAGAGGUAGACUAGGGAAGCAGGUGAAAGGAAGGGGCUCGGAGAGCUCUCAUGGUCUGGUACACACCAGGGGUGGAGACCAAGGCCCCUGCCUUUCUGCAGGAGGCAGUCUGGGUCAUCUCAAGCUUAGAAUUAUUAGCCUGAGGCUUCAAGCCUGGACAGUGGUGCACUCGGCAGGAAGACUUAGGGGUUUUCAGGCAUCACACUUUGGGAUAUCCACCCUCUGCUUUCUAGAAAAGUGAGACAGCCACUCAGUACCAGGAAGUUCUUAGAGAUGUGUAUACGUGGCAUCCAGGAUUCAGAAGGCUCUUCUUUUAGCCUAAGCCUCUUAUUGCAUAUAUCAAGUUAAGACAAGAGCACUUUUUCCUGGGGAUGGAGAGGGGCAUGCCUUUCUAACUCUCUGAAGCCUGGUUUCCCAAUGUCUGAACCCAAGGUUGACGCUGAGGAUAGGGAUUUUCUCAGGACCGAGAUCCUUCGCAGAUAGCCUGAGUUUGUUGGGUUUAUUCAUUCCUUCGUUUGUUUGUUCAUUCAUUCAUUCAUUUAGUUGCACUGUAUCCCAGGAGAGGAUACAACAUGUUUCAUGUUGGGGCAAAAGGAAGGUCAGAUGAGAGGGAAAGACCCCAGGGCCCUAUGGUCUGUGUGGCAUGGGCCCCAGACUGCCGUUUGUUUUCAUCUCUGGCAAGGCAGAUGAAGACCUUAGGUGCAGGUCUCUGUUGGUUCUAGGACCCGGGCAGGUAAAGCCUCAUCUCCCGAAAACUCCUGGGUAGAAUUUGGGGAAUCCUAGCUGGGAACAGUGUCUGCUCUCCCGUAGCUGUAAGUCUGGGUUCCCCGCUCAUAUGAUACCUGCAAGUGUUUUAAUGGAGGCCAGACUGUCCUCAUCCCUAGCACCUAAGUGUCCCUUCUUUGCUCGUGGGGCACAGGUGGGCUUCAGCUUGGCCCAGCUCCUGACACUCCGAGUCUGUAUGCCCAACAGCCCCUGGCAUGGAGCCCUUCUUUAGGAGGCAUUUCCAGCAGAAGGCACCAGGUCCUGGACAGAGGCUGCAGCCGUCCAGUGGUAUGGGGCUGCCCACAGGCAAGGCUCGACGCCGCUCUCCUGCAGGGCAGGCCUCCUUCUCACUGGCCCAGAGGCGCCGCUCCAGUGCACAGCUCCAGGGCUGUUUCCCCAGCUGCGGGGUAGGCACCCAAGGUGCCAGCCACAGGCGCUCCAGCACUGCACCCCCUGCCUGCAAUCCCCGCUUCAUGGUGGAUAUGGUGCCCAUCCGACAGCCUGCCACUGUUGGGGCCCAGCUUCUGGGUGCACCUCUGCUGUUGGCUGGGCUUGUGGGCAUGAAGGAGAAGGAUGGGGCCCAGGAGGGAGAUGAGACAGCUGGGGCAUCAAGUGAUGCCAAACCGGGCAUUGGGACACCAAGGCCCUCUUCGCACCAGGGCACCUGGCCAUUGCUUCCCAUACCCCGGUGCCUGCGCAGAGCUUCCUCCCACCUGCUCCCUGCUGACGUGGUGUAUGGCCAUACUCUUUGGGGCCUGCAUGGGCACUAUCGUCGCCUCAGCCAAAGGUGGCCCUCAGGCCAACACCCCAGUGUUGGGGGCCGAAGCCAAAGAGCCCCGGGCACUGCAUCAGGCCUCAUGAUACCUGCCCAUGCGCGCCCACUGUCACGCAGACGCCAGGUAGCUCUAAGGCGGAAGUCAGCUGGACCCCAGACCUGGAGCACCCUGCUUAUGAAAGCUAUCACCAAGUCAGGCCUCCAGCACCUGGCACCCCCUCCUCCCACGCCUGGGGCCCCGCGUGGUGAAUCUGAGCGGCAGAUCCGGAGCACUGUGGACUGGAGCGAGUCAGCAGCAUAUGGGGAGCAUAUCUGGUUUGAGACCAACGUGUCCGGUGACUUCUGCUAUGUCGGGGAGCAGUACUGCGUAGCUAAGAUGCUGCAGAAGUCAGUGCCCAGAAGAAAGUGUGCAGCCUGUAAGAUUGUGGUGCACACCCCAUGCAUUGAACAGCUGGAGAAGAUCAAUUUUCGCUGUAAGCCAUCCUUCCGUGAAUCGGGCUCCAGAAAUGUCCGUGAGCCAACCUUCGUCAGACACCACUGGGUACACAGGCGACGCCAGGAUGGCAAGUGUCGGCAUUGUGGAAAGGGCUUCCAGCAGAAGUUUACCUUCCACAGCAAGGAGAUUGUAGCCAUCAGUUGCUCCUGGUGCAAGCAGGCGUACCACAGCAAGGUGUCCUGCUUCAUGCUGCAGCAGAUUGAGGAGCCCUGCUCCCUGGGGGUGCAUGCAGCUGUGGUCAUCCCACCCACCUGGAUCCUACGGGCCCGGAGGCCCCAAAAUACCCUCAAGGCCAGCAAGAAGAAAAAGAGAGCAUCCUUCAAGAGGAGAUCUAGCAAGAAAGGACCCGAGGAAGGCCGCUGGAGACCCUUCAUCAUCAGGCCUACCCCAUCCCCCCUCAUGAAGCCCCUCCUGGUGUUUGUGAACCCUAAGAGUGGGGGCAACCAGGGCGCUAAGAUCAUCCAGUCUUUCCUGUGGUAUCUGAAUCCUCGACAAGUCUUUGACCUGAGCCAGGGGGGACCCAAGGAGGCGCUGGAAAUGUACCGCAAAGUGCAUAAUUUGAGGAUUCUGGCUUGCGGGGGUGACGGCACGGUUGGCUGGAUUCUGUCCACCCUGGACCAGCUGCGUUUAAAGCCACCGCCCCCUGUGGCCAUCUUGCCCCUGGGUACUGGCAAUGACCUGGCCCGCACCCUCAAUUGGGGUGGGGGUUACACAGAUGAGCCUGUGUCAAAGAUCCUUUCCCAUGUAGAGGAGGGGAAUGUGGUACAGCUGGACCGCUGGGACCUCCAAGCAGAGCCCAACCCUGAGGCAGGCCCUGAGGAGCGAGAUGAUGGGGCCACUGACCAGCUGCCCCUGGAUGUCUUCAACAACUACUUCAGUCUGGGCUUUGAUGCUCACGUCACCCUGGAGUUCCAUGAGUCCCGAGAAGCCAACCCAGAGAAGUUCAACAGCCGCUUUCGGAAUAAGAUGUUCUACGCUGGGACGGCUUUCUCUGACUUCCUGAUGGGCAGCUCCAAGGACUUAGCCAAGCAUAUACGCGUGGUGUGUGAUGGAAUAGACCUGACCCCCAAGAUCCAGGACCUGAAACCCCAGUGCAUCGUUUUUCUGAACAUCCCCAGGUACUGUGCAGGCACCAUGCCCUGGGGCCACCCUGGGGAGCACCAUGACUUUGAGCCCCAGCGGCAUGAUGAUGGCUACCUCGAGGUCAUCGGCUUCACCAUGACAUCCUUGGCAGCGCUGCAGGUGGGUGGGCACGGAGAGCGGCUGACCCAGUGCCGAGAAGUGCUGCUCACCACGGCCAAGGCCAUCCCUGUGCAGGUGGACGGUGAGCCCUGCAAGCUUGUGGCAUCACGUAUUCGAAUCGCCCUGCGCAACCAGGCCACCAUGGUGCAGAAGGCCAAGCGCCGGAGUGCUGCCCCGCUGCACAGCGAUCAGCAGCCAGUCCCCGAGCAGCUGAGGAUCCAGGUGAGCAGGGUCAGCAUGCAUGACUAUGAGGCUCUGCAUUAUGACAAGGAGCAGCUCAAGGAGGCCUCUGUGCCUCUGGGCACUGUGGUGGUCCCUGGGGACAGCGACCUGGAGCUGUGCCGUGCCCACAUCGAGAGACUCCAGCAGGUGUGCGGUGUGAGCAAGACGAGGUGGGGCACCCGAGCUUCCUCCCCAGACUGUCCGUGGCCCACCCUGACUGCUGCUUCUGUCUCACAGGAGCCCGAUGGCGCUGGAGCCAAGUCCCCGACAUGCCACCAACUAUCAUCUAAGUGGUGUUUCUUGGAUGCUACCACUGCCAGCCGCUUCUACAGGAUCGACAGGGCCCAGGAGCACCUCAACUAUGUGACGGAGAUUGCCCAGGACGAGAUUUAUAUCCUAGACCCUGAGCUGCUGGGGGCAUCAGCACGGCCUGACCUCCCCACCCCUACCUCCCCGCUCCCUGCCUCCCCCUGCUCCCCCAUAUCCCGGUCACUGCAGGGGGAUGCUGCACCACCUCAAGGUGAAGAGCUGAUUGAAGCUGCCAAGAGGAAUGACUUCUGCAAGCUCCAGGAGCUACACCGAGCAGGAGGUGACCUCAUGCACCGGGACCAGCAGAGCCGCACACUCUUGCACCACGCAGUCAGCACUGGCAGUAAGGAAGUGGUCCGCUAUCUGCUGGACCAUGCGCCGCCAGAGAUCCUUGAUGCUGUAGAGGAGAAUGGGGAGACCUGUCUCCACCAGGCAGCUGCCCUGGGCCAGCGCACCAUCUGCCACUACAUCGUGGAAGCUGGGGCCUCCCUCAUGAAGACAGACCAGCAGGGCGACACUCCCCGGCAGCGAGCUGAGAAGGCUCAGGACACAGAGCUGGCCGCCUACCUGGAGAACAGACAGCACUACCAGAUGAUCCAGCGCGAGGACCAGGAGACGGCUGUGUAGUGGAGACACUACAGAGGACCACAGAGUUCUGCCCACCUCACUGCCACAUUCCUGUCGGAUGGCCAUGGGGGGACCCUGCCCCAGGGAAGGAGCCCCGUGCCACCCCCAAGAAGCCGCUCAGAUCUAGGGCUGGACUCUGAGGAGCUGGACUCUCACCUGUCCCUGUGUUCAUGGGGAACAGAGAUGGGCUGGCGGAUCCCUUCGGGCAGCCUUCCCCCCACCAUGGCAGACGGAAGGCAGGACAGAGGACUCGGCACCGACAGGAAGGCCUGCUCUCAGCUGGCCAUUUGCUAGCCGCCUGGUCCUUUGGACUGUCUGGAGGCUUCGGGGUGCCUAGCCCUUCGCUCUGACCCACCCACCAGGGCCUCCCAGAAACUGAAGAGCCUGCUGUAUUCACCUGCCCGCGGCCCUGCUUGGCACCUCCCCUGGUGACCCUCAUGUACCCAGACAUUUCAUUUCAGACUGUGUGGCCUGGGGUGGGGGGUGGGGCUCCCACGGUGACUUGUUUACAGCUGGGUGUGACUCAGUAAAGUGAAUUUUUUUUCCUU